This is a messenger RNA of Dendrobium catenatum, 471 nucleotides long. RefSeq lists its product as uncharacterized. Lineage: Eukaryota; Viridiplantae; Streptophyta; Magnoliopsida; Asparagales; Orchidaceae. The transcript has a single exon. The record is from RefSeq and is a predicted model, not a curated record. The coding region runs from base 1 to 471 and encodes 156 amino acids.
AUGUGCCAACAAAUCACCCACAACCAAUCCCUUCCUGCGAUCGUAAAAGAAAAAUCAAAACAUAAACCUCGUUUCCCAGAGAUCGCCGGCAGGACAACCGCAGAAUGCGUUGCGAUCUGCUGCUGCUGCCCUUGCAGUAUUUUCAGCAUCCUCAUCCUACUCGCCCUCAGACUUCCGAAGGGUCUCUGUCGCUGGGCGCUUCGCAAGCGGAUGCGUCUCCAGCGAGCAGAGAAGCGGGCGGCGCGUAUUGGAUCCGGUAUCCGUGGAUCCUCGCAUAUUUGGUGGUCAACAACGGCAGUUGAAGGGGAUUUGGAUGAGUUCGCUGGACUGAGUCUGGUGAUGUUGGUUGGAAAUCGGUGGCCGGAGCGUUCGCCGGCGGCGGAUGCUAGGGCUUUGGAGAUGGAGGUGUGGUCCGAGUUUACCUGUCGCGGGUUUUGGCGAAGCCAGUCGGGAAGAGAAGAAGAUUCGUAA